Molecule: messenger RNA, 868 nt
Organism: Cajanus cajan (pigeon pea)
Lineage: Eukaryota; Viridiplantae; Streptophyta; Magnoliopsida; Fabales; Fabaceae
Gene: PSAF
Product: photosystem I subunit F
Biological process (GO): photosynthesis
Cellular component (GO): chloroplast thylakoid membrane; photosystem I reaction center; photosystem I
Source: RefSeq, a predicted model, not a curated record
CACCACCAAUCACCCCUUCACAGAAUCUAAAAACCAUUUCCUUUCAUCUCUUCUCACACACACACACCACACGCAGCCAUGUCGCUCACCAUUCCCACCAACCUCUCCAAGCCCGCCGCCCUCCGCCCCAAGCUAAGCCCAAGACCGCGGCCCACCAUCGUCUGCACCACCAAUGCCAACAGCCCGGACACCACAGAUCUCAAGGCCUUCUCCGCGGCGCUCGCCCUCUCCUCCAUCCUCCUCUCGGCGCCGCUCCCCGCCGCCGCGGACAUCUCGGGCCUGACGCCGUGCAAGGAGUCGAAGCAGUUCGCCAAGCGCCAGAAGCAGUCGAUAAAGAAGCUGGAGUCGUCGCUGAAGCUGUACGCGCCGGACAGCGCGCCGGCGCUGGCGAUAAAGGCGUCGGUGGAGAAGACGAAGCGGCGGUUCGACAACUACGCGAAGCAGGGGUUGCUGUGCGGCGGCGAUGGGCUUCCGCACCUGAUCGUGAACGGGGACCAGAGGCACUGGGGCGAGUUCAUCACGCCGGGGUUCCUGUUCCUGUACAUCGCGGGUUGGAUCGGGUGGGUGGGUCGGAGCUACUUGAUUGCGAUCAGGGACGAGAAGAAACCGACGAUGAAGGAGAUCAUCAUCGACGUCCCUCUGGCCUCGCGUCUUCUCUUCCGUGGCUUCAGCUGGCCCGUUGCUGCCUACAGAGAGCUCAUCAACGGUGACCUCGUUGCCAAGGAUGUUUAAGAUGAAGCGUGGGCGAUGGAUGGAAUUGGAAUAUGUUUCUGCGCUCAUUUUCUAAUUAUUUUUUAAUGCUACAUCAUUAAUGUAAUGUAAUCUAAAAUAAUUUUAAUUAUAUAAUUCGAACUAGUUAUUUCUGUUA